UCCUCUUCAGAUAAGGAUGCUAAUAUAGUUCAGCUUAAUACACAACACACAGUUCAUACAGAGCUUUGAAUCAAAUCAAAUACAUCUUAAUUAUUUUUUAUACUAUGUAGAACAAUAUAGUAUGAGCAAUGGUUUGGAAUGUGCCAUGAUUCUUGGAUUGUAUAAUGAAAAUAGAGUGUGAUACAUCUUAGAAUAGAUAGUAAGAAGCAUAUUUUCUAAGAUCAUCAAAGAUUGUAUACAUGUAAUGUUACAAUGCAUUACAUUGUACUCCAUUUUCAUGACUCUACAUUCUGCAAUACAGGUGCAAAAUCCUCAAUUUUUCUACUUAAGAAAAAAUCAGUAGGAUUGAGAACAAUCCACUUGAACCAAUUAAUAUUUCAAGUCGGACAAAAUGGAAAUAGCAUACUUGAGUCCUGACCACAAAAUCUUGGACAAAAAGAUAUUGCGAGUUGGAUAUUUCUUGAUGCACUAUUGUUUGUUACUCCAUCCGUCCCAAGGAAGAUGACCCAUUCCUUGGUUGCACGGGAUUUUAUGCAACUUUAUUUUGUGUGCUAAGUGGAGAGAAUGAAGUAAGAGAGAGGGGUAAAGUAGCGAUAAAAGGUGUUUCCAUUUUUAGUAAUGGAUUGGUAUGUCAUGACCAUUAAAUAUUUUUUCAUUGAUUGGGACAAACUAAAAAGGAAAGUAGGUCAUCUCGGUGGGACGGAGGACUUAUUAGUGGGAGUUAGAUACAAAUGGGUUUGUAGGUUUUUGACCAGAUGAUGUGGGUUGUUAUUGAGGAAUAUAUUGUAAAGGAAAUUAUCCUUGUGAGACAGAUUGUAUUUUCACUCGUGGAAAUUCUUCUAGGGUGCAUCAAGUUGAUGCACAAACCAGAAGUUAAAAAUUAAUCCAGAAGAAUAGCUCCCGGGAUAAUUAAAUCCAGCUCCCUAUUAAAAAUUGACUUAAAUACACUUUGCAAUAUAUGACUAGAGAAUAUUAAGACAAAAUAAGGAUCACUAUUAAACAGUUAACUAAACAUCAGCAAACUAACAACUCCACUAGCAUUGUUCAGGAAAUUCCCUCAAGAUGUCAAUUCAACACGAAACUCUAUCACAAUCGAAAAUAUAACAAAACGACUGAAAAUGAGCUGCCUCCGAAAUAUACAGAAACCCUCAAAUUAGAUAGAGGGAAAAUAUCGUUAAUACUCACGGAAAAUAAAGACGCCGGAGACGGCGCCGGCGAGCGAGGAAUAAACGAAACGACGGAAGCCUAAAUCGAGGAAGGCAUCCCAUAUCGCAGUAUAUUCAAACAAGAGUGAUGAAAGUACGCUACUUUUGGCUUAGUCCCAUCAAUUCCAAUCCACUACAAAAAAGUGCAUAAAUCCACGGGUUAAUCACCUCAGGUCAAAAAGUGCAAAUCGCAGAGAGCGACUCCACCUCACAUAUCGCCAUGGCAGAAAGCGAACCUCCACCGCCUCCCGCCGCCCACUACCCGCCGGAGCACUCAGAAAAGCCACCACCAUUGGAAGACCCAUCAGCUUCGUCGGCGGCGGAGGACAAUAAAGGAGAAAUCUUGAAAGAAACGGUUACUAUAAUUCAAAAAGAAUCCCCUUUGGAAACUACUCUCUCUCAACCGCUAUCAGCUGCUUUAACAUUGCCCCAAGCAACGGAAAAGGGGAAAGUCCCAGAAUCUCUCGUUUCUUUCAAGGAAGAAAGCAACAAAAUUUCGGAUCUUUCUCUCGAUGAGCGGAGAGCCCUCGACGAGUUCAAGCUUCUAGUUCAAGAAUCUCUUAAAAGUCGAGUCUUUUUGGAGGGUUUGGCUUCAGACAGCGAGAAAUCAAGUGAGGAGGUAUCAAUAUGGGGCGUGCCGUUGCUGAGAGAUGAGAGGAGUGAUGUUGUUCUGCUUAAAUUUCUGCGAGCUCGUGAUUUUGAUGUGAGGGAUGCUUAUGUUAUGUUGAGCAACACAAUCAAAUGGAGAAGGGACUUUAGAGUUGAUCAACUCUUGAAGGAGGAUUUGGGGGAUGAUCUUGAGAAAGUUGUUUAUAUGCACGGCCAUGAUAAGGAGGGGCACCCGGUUUGUUACAAUGUUUAUGGUGAGUUUCAGAAUGAAGAACUUUACAUGAAGAUUUUUGCAGAUGAGGAGAAGAGGUGGAGGUUUUUGAGAUGGAGGAUUCAGUUUCUUGAAGCAAGUAUUAGGAAGCUGGAUUUUAGUCCUGGUGGGAUCAACACUAUCUUUCAAGUUAGUGAUCUCAAGAACUCGCCUGGCCUCGGGAAGACUGAGCUUCGGAUUGCUACUAAACAGGCCUUGCAGAUUCUUCAAGAUAACUAUCCUGAGUUUGUAGCAAAGCAGGUUUUCAUCAAUGUUCCUUGGUGGUAUCUUGCUUUCUACAGAAUGAUCAGUCCCUUCUUGACUCAGAGGACAAAGAGCAAAUUCAUAUUUGCUGGCCCGACAAGGACUGCUCCUACUCUUUUCAAGUACAUUUUACCAGAGCAAAUGCCAACUCAAUACGGUGGGCUUAGUGUGGAUCUCUGUGAAUGCAACCCGGAAUUCUCCAUGGACGAUCCAGUCACUGAGAUCACUGUGAAACCGGCAACCAAGCAAAUCAUGGAGAUUAUUGUGCAUGAGAAAUGCAGCCUUGUGUGGGAGAUUCGUGUGGUGGGAUGGGAAGUGAGUUACAGUGCUGAAUUUGUACCACAGCGUGGUUACACGGUGCUGAUACAAAAGAGCAUGAAGAUGGCUGCAAACGACGUGCCAGUUGUGCACGACAAUUUCAGUGUUUCUGAGCUUGGUAAGAUAUUGCUUACCAUUGACAACCCAACUUCCAAGAAGAAGAAGCUGCUGUAUCGAUUCAAAGUUGCUCCCUACGUCCACCAAUCUUGAAGAAAAUAGCAAAUUCAUGCUUGGAUUCACUCUUUCUUGAUGCAUUUUUAUCAUAUUCAAAUUGCUUCCCCGUUUUGUUCUUUGAUACAAUGCUGGAAAUUUGGUUUUCAUUUUGGCGAUUGUGUGCGCGGUUGAGGAGGAGGAGACGUAGAUUUCAUAUAACUCCUAUAAAAAGGUAAAAAGUUCAAAUAUGGAAUGUUUUUAUUUGUUUCAUGUUGUAUGUGACACAUGUAUUCUUGACGCUUGUUAUACAUAGAUUUGCGUGUCUUUUUAAUUGCUGGUUUGGUAGUCAUGUCUCUUUAUCACUUUUUUAUGAAUUGCAAUCAAUAAAAUUAUUGUAAUACUAUGUGAAA
Messenger RNA from Salvia splendens (bonfire salvia), 3209 nucleotides. RefSeq names its product patellin-3. The transcript is spliced from 5 exons. NCBI's taxonomy places the organism in Eukaryota, Viridiplantae, Streptophyta, Magnoliopsida, Lamiales, Lamiaceae. The record is from RefSeq and is a predicted model, not a curated record. Gene Ontology annotation, molecular function: lipid binding. Bases 1426 to 2856 code for a protein of 476 amino acids.